This is a messenger RNA of Rhododendron vialii, 2375 nucleotides long. RefSeq names its product LEAF RUST 10 DISEASE-RESISTANCE LOCUS RECEPTOR-LIKE PROTEIN KINASE-like 2.1. Bases 6 to 1997 code for a protein of 663 amino acids. Lineage: Eukaryota; Viridiplantae; Streptophyta; Magnoliopsida; Ericales; Ericaceae. Gene Ontology annotation, molecular function: polysaccharide binding; ATP binding; protein kinase activity. The record is from RefSeq and is a predicted model, not a curated record. The transcript has 3 exons. Gene Ontology annotation, biological process: protein phosphorylation.
AAUAAAUGCAAUCUUCCUCACCAAACAAAACCAGACCUCCCACCUCCCCAUCUCUAGAGAUGCACUCCCCAUCCUCCGUCACUGCUACUACCACCACCGCCACCACGAUAUUACUAAUCCUGGGCUCGGUCGCGUUUUCAUGUUACAGCCAAGAGGACGGGCGAUACUUCACCUGCCUUCAGGACUUCAGUUGCGGCCAAACCAUCCAAAAAGUUAGAUACCCUUUUUGGGGAGAUGGUCGCCCCCAAUUCUGCGGCCACCCAUCGUUCGGAUUGAAGUGCCAAAACAACGAGUACCCAACUAUCGAAAUCGACAACCGGGCCUUUCGCGUGCAUGACAUCGAUCCAUCCAGCAAAAAAAAAACAAUAACUCUCGCUAGCUCAGACCUCUGGGAAAGUUAUUGCACUCAGGAGUUGCAUAAUAUCACUUUGGAUGACAAAUUGUUCACUUAUGGGCAAACCAACCGGGUCCUCUUUUUAUUCUACAAUUGCACGUCAGAAGCGAGGACAAUUAAUAUUCCGUACAAUUUUACGUGUGAAAUAGGUGGUAUAGAAAGGCUUGGGUUGUACACAAACGAGACGUUUUUCAAUGGGAUUGAGAAUUCUCAGUACACCACGAUAUCGUGUAACCAGAGUGUUGAAGUGCAAGUUUUUCGGGAGACCGUGGACAAACUUUUGGAAGGAUCAUUGACGCUUCAAGAGGGGUUGCGCAGAGGGUUUGAGGUGGUGUAUGAUGCCAAUAAAACCAUCUGUGCGAGGUGUCAGCAUUCAGGUGGGUUUUGUGGAUCGGAUUCGAGCGAGUUUGCUUGCCAUUGCCGCGAUCGUACUUAUCCAGCGACCUGUCAAAGUCCUGGGAAUGGAUUGAACGUUGGACGGAAGCUUGCUAUAGGAUUAGGUUCUACUGGUGGGAUUAUGGUAAUUCUGUUGUUCUGCAUUAUCAUCAAGAAACUCAAACGAAGUGAAUAUGCAUUCUUUUGGAAACCUAAGACAGAAAACUACCGAAAUAUUGAGGCAUUUCUAAAGAAUUGUGGGUCUCUUUCUCCGAAAAGAUACACUUAUUCAGACAUUAAGAAAAUCACCAACUCCUUCGAAACUGAACUAGGUAAGGGAAGCUUUGGUUCUGUCUUCAAAGGAAAGUUAGAAAAUGGUUGCCUCGUGGCAGUGAAGGUUCUAAAAGGGUUGAAAGGCAAUGGAGAUGACUUCAUUAAUGAGGUCGCAACCAUUAGUAGAACUUCUCAUGUUCAUAUUGUGACCCUUCUUGGGUUUUGUUUUGAGGGUAGCCGUAGAGCUCUCGUAUAUGAGUUCAUGCCUAAUGGAUCUCUUGACAAAUUCAUUCAUGAUGGUGGUUCCUUGACAUAUCGCCAAUUGGGUUGGGAAGCAUUGUACCAAAUUGCAAUUGGUAUUGCCCGAGGGUUGGAGUAUUUACACCGUGGUUGCAACACACGAAUUUUGCAUUUUGACAUAAAACCUCAUAAUAUUCUUCUAAAUGAGGACUUUUGCCCAAAGAUAUCUGAUUUUGGCCUUGCUAAACUAUGCCCACAAAAAGAGAGUAUCAUAUCAUUGUUGGGUGCUAGAGGAACGGUAGGGUACAUUGCCCCGGAAGUAUUUAAUAGAAAUUUUGGUGGCGUUUCACACAAGUCUGAUGUUUAUAGCUAUGGAAUGAUGGUUCUAGAAAUGGUUGGAGGAAGAAAGAACAUUAGUGUCGAGGUUGAUCGUACCAGUGAAAUAUACUUUCCACAUUGGAUAUACAAGCGUCUUGAGCUAGAUGAAGAACUCGGAUUGCAUGGGAUUAUGGAUGAUGAGGCAAAUGCAAGUUCAAGGAAAAUGAUAAUAAUUGGAUUGUGGUGCAUACAAAUUGAUCCUUCACACCGACCAUCAAUGAAUCGGGUGGUGGAGAUGUUAGUAGGAAGCCUGGAGUCUUUGCAAAUCCCACCUAAGCCUUUCUUGUCUUCUCCCCCAAGAGCACUGGUGGAUUCUUCCUCUCCACUCACGUCAUGACAGUGUGACAAUGCAUUCAUGCUUCCAGGGAAAAUGAAAUUUCCACUUCCCAUGAUGACAAAAUGUGGAGCUUAAUUCCAAAGGAUUUUCCUCAUGUUGUCAAAUCAACAGUACUUUGGUUAGUUUCAAGAAGUGUGAAGCUUUUUUUUUAAUCAGUAAAAGUAAUAUUUUUUUUAUCGGCAAAAAUAACACUUUAUUAGUAUGAAGCUUUUUUUAGACCAAAAAUAUUGUCAAUUAAUGUUUGUAUACAUUUUUUGUGAUAUGGCAUAUGCCAUUGGCAAUUUAUAUUUGCAACUGCACAUGAUUAAUGUACCCAUAUAUACCUGAUGAUUUACUUCUAAAGUUUGGUUUUCAUGUAUCAUAUGUAGAUGUUUGUUU